ACAAUUGUAUAUUUUCAAACUCUUAUUGUAGUUCACACACUGCAUUCGUUUCAACAAUUUGUGAUUAAUAUACUAUUAAGUCAAUUGAAGACACUCAGUGCGCAUGCGACGUGUACAAUCGUGGAGUCAGCAACGAAGGUUUACGGCGCUAUUUAAUUUACUAUGAUGUGCUCACGAAAUUGAAGCGUACGACACUUUGUGAAUAAAAAUAUGGGCGACGAUAGACAAUAUCGACAAGAAUAUAACAAUGAUUUAAUUCUCAGUCCAAGAAAAUCACUCAGAUUCGAAGAACGAUUCGUUAAAACAGAUCAUGGAGAAGAGAAAAACAUGCAAAGGUGGUGUCCCAAUUUGCCCACAACUUCUGAUCUAAAGCAAUAUGUUGCUGUAAUCAUAUGUUGCUUAUGUCUCUGGGCGACAUCUUGGUUCGUCCUUGGCUAUUUGGUUGUGCCAGGAGGAUGUGUCUUCAACAUCACAGCUUUGGUGACACUUGGUUAUGUGGUCAGUCAUACAGUGGAAAGGUACACCACACUUAAUCCAGUUAUAACACAGACCCUUGUGGGUGUACUGUGUAAAAUGUUUAUACCAAUAAAUAUAUUGGAAGAUAAGAAAGCUGAUCUCAUUGAUUAUCAUUUAAGGCGAGUUUAUCCAGUUAUUAUUUUAACAAAGGGUCCUUUAACCUGGAACUGGGAUUACAUAAGGCACAAUCCCGUAAAAGUUUUUUCAUUGGCCACACUUCCUUGGAUCGUCGAGUGUUUAUCUACGGCUUUCUUUAGUUUUAUUUAUCUCGACUUUCCCUGGUACUGGGGUUUCUUGCAUUGGCGACCGAUGAAGCGCCGAUGUUUGAAUAUUGCGGUUUAUGACGCGCAAUAUAAUGGCUAUAAUGUUAUGUUAUGUAUACAUCUAGGCGCCAUUCUAUCCUCUGUAUCACCUGCAAUUGUGGUACCGAUCGUCAUCGCGUUGAAUACUAAGGGUCUAGGGACUAAAAGUAAACUGGCACUCUUAGUUGGAAAUGCCGGGGGCCUUGAUACAGCCUUCAGUGAAGGAAUGUUUGGAGUUAUCAACAGCGCUAUUUUUUAUGAAUCAACUCCUGUUUACCGUAUAAUUAAGGCAUUUACAGCUAUAUUCUUCGGUGUGGUCCUUGGUGUAGCAUGGGGAGUGUUAGCUGACAUCUUGCCAGAUCAUGAUGAUGCUCAUGCGCCGGCGAUUCGAAGCUUGCACCUUUUUGCAGGAGGGAUCUUAUUCACUUACGCUGGCGGAUAUUUUGGCUGGGGUGGUAUAUCUGGAGUUGCGAUAAUGGUGUGUGCUGGGGCUGCAGCUACGCGCUGGGCUCGUCGUGAUUGGGCCCUCAAUAAUAACCCUGUGUCUGAAAUAUACACUACUCUAUGGGUAAUAUUCGAGUCAAUGCUGUUUACCUUGAGCGGGUAUUUUAUUGAGAUCUCUGACGUCAGCGCAGCAGAAUUCGGACUCAUGAUAGCCUGUAUUUUCUCAGCUUUAGUUUUUCGGUUACUAGCUGCUUUCCUAGUAGCUCUUGCUAAUGCUUUGCCCGUAAAAGAAAGUAUUUUUGUUGCAAUUACUUGGAUACCAAAGGCUAUAGUUGAAGCCUGUCUUGUCCGCGUAGCAUCAGACUCAUUAUGGAAGAACGGUACAACGGAUAAAGAUAGAAAAAUUGCAACACAACACUCGAAUAUGAUCAUUAUUGCUAUAAUAAUGACGUCGACCAUUGGAUCCAUCUUAACGCGAAUAAUGGCUCCAAUUUUGCUCUCACCGUAUCCACGUAUUAGUCCUGAAGCGAUAAGCACCAUACCAAAUAUUCCGUCCAAGGAUAAGCGGCCAUCACCGUGUCUGGAUGCCUUUCAAUACAUCGAUACGUAAUAAAUUUGUAGCAAACA
This is a messenger RNA of Pieris brassicae (large cabbage white), 1889 nucleotides long. RefSeq names its product sodium/hydrogen exchanger 9B2-like. Gene Ontology annotation, molecular function: antiporter activity. Lineage: Eukaryota; Metazoa; Arthropoda; Insecta; Lepidoptera; Pieridae. Gene Ontology annotation, biological process: proton transmembrane transport. Bases 211 to 1872 code for a protein of 553 amino acids. The record is from RefSeq and is a predicted model, not a curated record. Gene Ontology annotation, cellular component: membrane. The transcript is spliced from 12 exons.